Molecule: messenger RNA, 837 nt
Organism: Rhagoletis pomonella (apple maggot)
Lineage: Eukaryota; Metazoa; Arthropoda; Insecta; Diptera; Tephritidae
Exons: 3
Coding region: 182-640 (152 amino acids)
Source: RefSeq, a predicted model, not a curated record
UAAGCGAAAUGCGGCAAUAAAUGGAAUUCACGACGUUUUGGUGACGAAAGAUCCCCUUGUGACCCCAAAAAACAUUAGGGAAAAAAUUCAAGGACGGCGCUCACAAUUUCGGAGAGAAGUGAGGGCAAUUGAAGCCAGUAAACGGAGUGGAUGCGGCGCAGCAGAUGUGAAAACACCCAAAAUGUGGUGUUACGAGCUGCUCCAGUUUCUACGUCCAAACGUAGAAAUAAGGGAGACGCAGGAUAGUUUAAAUGAUGAAAACAGGCCACAAACGAGAUACGAUACGGACAAUAAUAUAAACACGGAUAACGCCUCGUUGAGGGACGAACCGUCGGUUUCAUCAUCUUGCAGAAAACGAAAUAAGGCUCAUUUUCAACAAAAGGUACAACAGGGAUUAAAAGAGUUGACAAAUAUAAUGGUGACAAACACAAAAAGGAAAUAUGAGUGGUUUGGCGAGGAGGUGGUCAGCAUACUGGAUGGUAUGAAAAGUGAGGACGUUGCUCUGGAAACCAUUGAUGCCAUCCAUUCCCUGCUAUCUUCCGCCAGAAAAAAAUACAAGGAAGUAACAAACUCCGCGACAACUCGGGAUAUUUUAAGUUUAGCUUUAGAUGGUGUUUUAGAUGAUAGCGAUUUGGAAUAGAUUUUAAGUUAAUGUAAGUUUUUAAUGAAUUUUACGGUUGUGGUAGGUGAUAAGUUUUAAUGAAUUUUUUUAUUUUUACUUAAUAUCGUCACCUGACGGGAAGAGCGACCUAUGUCGGCAGCCAAUUCGAAAACGGCCUAUCUCAGAAAUUAUUCAAGAACGCCCCACUUCAGAAUUUGACUGAAGAACGCCCUAUU